AUGCCUAUCUCAAUCACUUCUCUGGCGGCGGCGGCCGUCGUCGCCCUGGUGCUAUACAAAGCCAUCAUAUUUCCGGCCUUUAUCUCGCCGCUGGCCAAGAUUCCGAAUGCGCACUGGAGCGUGCCUAUUUCUCCGGCCUGGAUGCUGUGGAAGCGGUUCCGUAUGGAGAACAAUCGCACCAUCCAGGCCGCGCAUGAGAGACUUGGUCCCAUCGUCAGGCUCGGCCCGUCUGAAAUCUCAGUGAAUUGCGUCGAUGGGGGAAUCAAGUCGGUCUAUACCGGCGGAUUUGAGAAACAUGAUUGGUACCCGCGUGUCUUUGGGUCACUGGGGACGGUGAGCAUGUUCACCAUGGUUGGAAGCAAACCCCACUCGAUUCGCAAGAGGAUGCUGUCCAACAUAUACUCCAAGUCGACACUGCAGUCUUCGCCACAUCUUCGGGUUGUGUCAAAGGCAGUUAUUGUGGAGCGACUACUACCGAUACUUGAAGACGCCGCUGCUGCGAGCCAGACCCUUGAUGUACAUGACCUAAAUUCAGGACUUACGAUGGACUUUGUCUCGUGCUAUUUGUUCGGCUUGAAAAAUGGAACAAACCACCUCCAAGACCAUUCGUUCCGAAAGCACUGGCUUCAUAUGUACAUGUGUCGCAAGCCAUUCGAGUUUUACCAACAGGAACUACCAUACUUGAAUAGCUGGAUGAAGUGCGUGGGUCUCCGAGUCAUCCCCAAGUUUUGCGACACUGCAAAUGACAUGCUAGAUGCUUGGGCGUUGGAUCUUUGUGGCAAGGCUGAGCAAUCUAUGGAUUCAACAGAUCCAACCAUUGAGCCAAUUGUAUACAAGCAGCUGAAAUACAGCCUUGACAAGCAGGCCGCUAAAGAUGGUGUCAAGCUAGACCGCACUGAGCAGCUUAACGAUAUCGCCUGUGAGAUGUAUGACCAAUUGACUGCAGGCUUUGAGACCAGCGCAGUCGGCCUGACAUACCUGCUUUGGGAGUUGUCCAGUCAUCCUGAGAUUCAAGACAAGCUUCGCAAGGAGUUACAGACGCUUGAUCCCCCGAUCCAAUUUCCCGGUCUCGCGGAUCUACCAUCUCCCAAGUCCAUAGAUAAUCUACCCUUACUUGAAGCAAUCGUUACCGAAACCUUACGACUCCAUGCCCCAAUUCCAGGUAUCCAACCCCGAGUCACACCCGCGCCCUCUUGCAGUUUGGCUGGAUACGACAAAAUUCCACCGAAUACGCGCGUCAAUGCGCAGGCCUAUUCCCUGCACCGCAAUCCCGAGGUUUUUCCAGAUCCCGAAACCUGGGAGCCGGGCCGAUGGCUCAAGGAGGAGAACACAUUCGAUGAACUUGAGGAAAGACGCCGUUGGUUUUGGGCAUUCGGGAGCGGAGGACGCAUUUCGAACAACCGCCUGCUCUGGAUAUGCUCUGAAGACUCACCUUCCCCAGAAACGAAGCUGGUGGCUGCGGCCAUUUACUCGAACUUCCGCACGACGAUCGUCAAUGACGACGAUAUUGAGGCGAUCGAUGCGUACACCGUACAUCCCAAGGGCGAGAAGCUCAUGGUGAAGUUCGAGAAGAUUAAAUGA
This is a messenger RNA of Penicillium macrosclerotiorum, 1581 nucleotides long. RefSeq names its product cytochrome P450. NCBI's taxonomy places the organism in Eukaryota, Fungi, Ascomycota, Eurotiomycetes, Eurotiales, Aspergillaceae. The coding region runs from base 1 to 1581 and encodes 526 amino acids. The record is from RefSeq and is a predicted model, not a curated record. The transcript has 3 exons. Gene Ontology annotation, molecular function: oxidoreductase activity, acting on paired donors, with incorporation or reduction of molecular oxygen; heme binding; iron ion binding.